UUUGUUCUUUUUAGGGUAUAAUGAUACUGAAACUACCAAGAAAGCAAUGCAUUAUUUUGUUUUCCCCCGGAUCCUCCAAUAACCUACCUGGGCUAGGGGCUUCUCAAGGUAUUUCCUGUCUCGAGAAAUCCCUGUCGGCUGCUUCCUUUACGGACCCCACUUCCGUCAAAUGCUCCACCAGCGUAAACUGACAAUGGUCCCAGUCCAUGUCGAUCUGUUCCACGAAUAUCCAGCCCUCGCCGACAUCUUCCCAGUAUGUCGCCUCAUAUCUAAGAACUUUCAGGCAUUCAAAGAACAAGACCUCUCUCAUGCCGCAUGGAAAGUUCGGCUUGAGAUUUCUCCAUGCAUCCGAUUGUGGCGCUGGAAGGGGUACCGUCCCUAAUUGGAAGUCCGAUGAAUCCAAGUCCGGCAAAUCCAUGUCCUCUCUCCAGUCGCAUGGAAACCUCAGCUCGAGAUUUCCCCAUGUAUCCGAUUGUGGCGCUGCAAGGGGUACCGUCCCUAAUUGGAAGUCCGACGAAUCCAAGUCCGGCAAAUCCAAGUCCUCUCUCCAGUCGCCUGGAAACCUCAGCUCGAGAUUUCCCCAUGUAUCCGAUUGUGGCACUGGAGGGGCUAGCGUCCCUAAUGGCAAGUACGACGAAUCCAAGUCCUCAAUCCGUAGAUCAAGUCUGAGGUGCCCCCAAUUUUCUCUGUUUCGGAAUGAAUCCCAUACUUCUACUUUGAUGCCAUCCUGUGCACAAUAACCGGCGAACUCCAUCAGUUCAAUGUCCUCAAUGACUUUGGUGAAGAGGCUGUCCCUAACAACUUCUUCAAAGGGAAUAUCCGAGUCGGACUUGCUGAAGAGAUAGACGCAUAGCCCUAGAACUGACAGGUGCGGGAGGUCAUCAUGAAGUGACGAAGCGAGCUCUAGAAUGCUGGGCUUGUAGCUGGCAG
Mytilinidion resinicola is the source of this 930-nucleotide messenger RNA. RefSeq lists its product as uncharacterized. The coding region runs from base 309 to 740 and encodes 143 amino acids. NCBI's taxonomy places the organism in Eukaryota, Fungi, Ascomycota, Dothideomycetes, Mytilinidiales, Mytilinidiaceae. The transcript has a single exon. The record is from RefSeq and is a predicted model, not a curated record.